AUGCAACAGAGCCCCAUCACCGCCUUCUUCAAGAAGGACCCAGGGUCGAGCGGCUCUCGCAGUGAAGACCAACGACCAGACAGCGACCGACAGGGACGCAGACCUGGACCCUACCACUCUCGUGGCGGCAGCUCCACCCCCAGCACGCGCGGCCAGCAUCGCGGUGGCAAAUCAGCACGCAACAGGGAGCUCAAGAAAGUAGCACAGGAGACCAAGGACGUCCUUCCAGCUGCACUCAAAUCGCUGCCUGGCUUCGGGGCUGAUGUGUCUGCCGUCUACGACCUGGAUGCACUCGCUCCGCUGGACCCCGCAGACUGUCCAGGAUAUGUCCUCCCCGCUGGCGACGAGGAUGCUGGCAGCACAGGAACCAGAAUACGCGUGCUGGAUCAGGACUCGCUCGAUGCUGCAAUUGAGCUCCAGCCAGCGUACAAAGCUCAGCGCCAUUUGAGCACCCUUCCCGCAGCGACAUCUGGCCCAUAUGACAGCGAACGUGAAGCCUCGUCGUCCACAGAGGACGACGAGAUGGACCUGGACGGCCAUCCAGUCGCCCAACCCCAGCCCCAGCCCACGGCUCCUUCGUGGGACCUGUCCGCAAGACCCCCUCAGAAAGCCGAACCUGCAAAACUGUCCCAGAAAACCACGGCUUCUAAGCCAACCCCAAAGGCCAAAACGUACACCAUCCCACCCUUCUCCCGCCUCACCCCAUCCCCCGUCCUCGUCCUCAACCUCGCCUCCGAGCGACACCCAGGCGGCGGCUGGCAAACCGGCGCCAUGGCCCAAGAAGAAUCGCUCUGCUACCGGUCUUCGCUCUACCGCUCACUCCACCGCGCAUUCUACCCGCUGCCCUCGCUGAGCGUAAUCUACACGCCCUCGGUGCUGAUCAUCCGCGCCGCCACGACAGCCGGACACACGCUCUACCCGGACAAGGCUCUCGAUUUGCCCGUGGCCUCUGUGCUCAGCGUCGCUGCACUCCGACACCCCACGCUGACCGCCGACGGCGCUCGGUUCGCGGACCCAGCUCAGCACGCAGAAACAAAGCGCAAGAUCAGGGUCUCUCUGCGCCUGGCUGCGCGCAUGGGACACGGCAGACUCGUGCUCGGCGCGCUGGGGUGCGGUGUCUUUGCGAACCCGCCGACGGACGUGGCGCAGUGCUUCCUGCAGGUCUUCUGCGAGCCCGAGUUCCAGGGCGGGUGGUGGGAGGACGUGGUCUUUGCGGUCAUGGACAACAAGAGCGGUGGAGAGAGCGGCAAGGACGGGCGUGGGAACUACGGGCACUUUCAUCGCGCGCUGCAUGGCCGCGUCGUGUGA
Didymella exigua CBS 183.55 is the source of this 1308-nucleotide messenger RNA. RefSeq lists its product as uncharacterized. Bases 1 to 1308 code for a protein of 435 amino acids. Lineage: Eukaryota; Fungi; Ascomycota; Dothideomycetes; Pleosporales; Didymellaceae. The transcript has a single exon. The record is from RefSeq and is a predicted model, not a curated record.